Messenger RNA from Pogoniulus pusillus (Red-fronted tinkerbird), 2427 nucleotides. RefSeq names its product DnaJ heat shock protein family (Hsp40) member B1 (gene DNAJB1). Gene Ontology annotation, cellular component: cytosol. Gene Ontology annotation, biological process: negative regulation of transcription by RNA polymerase II. The transcript is spliced from 3 exons. NCBI's taxonomy places the organism in Eukaryota, Metazoa, Chordata, Aves, Piciformes, Lybiidae. Gene Ontology annotation, molecular function: transcription corepressor activity; Hsp70 protein binding. The record is from RefSeq and is a predicted model, not a curated record. The coding region runs from base 103 to 1113 and encodes 336 amino acids.
GCGGGCGCGGGCUCUGGAAGGUUCCGCCAUUGCCUCACUCCGGUGGCGGCGGCGGCUCGGCAGCGGCGGCUCGGCAGCGGCGGGGCCUUGCUCGGCUCCGGCAUGGGGAAGGAUUAUUACCGCACGCUGGGGCUGGCUCGUGGGGCCUCAGCCGAGGAUAUCCGGCGGGCCUACCGCCGGCAGGCCCUGCGCUACCACCCUGAUAAGAACAAGGAACCCGGAGCUGAAGAGCGGUUCAAGGAGGUGGCCGAGGCCUACGAUGUCCUCAGCGACCCCAAGAAACGGGAGAUCUUCGACAAGUACGGGGAGGAGGGCUUGAAAGGAGGGACCCCAACGUCCGGGCCUGGGGGUUCUAACGGGCCCACCUUCACCUACACCUUCCGCGGAGACCCCCACGCCAUGUUUGCCGAAUUCUUCGACGGCCGCAACCCCUUCGACACCUUCUUCGUGCAGCGCAACGGCGACGAUGAGGACGGUGACGACUCCUUCACCACCUUCCACGUGGGAGGCUUCGGCAGCGUCGGCUUCCCCCGGGCCCGCGCCGGUGCUGACGGCUCCUGCCGCAAACAGGACCCCCCAGUGCUCUACGACCUGAAGGUCUCCCUGGAGGAGAUCUACAGCGGCUGCACCAAGAAAAUGAAGAUCUCCCACAAGCGUCUCAACCCCGACGGGAAGACGAUGAGGAACGAGGACAAGAUCCUGACCAUCGAGGUGAAACGGGGCUGGAAGGAGGGCACCAAGAUCACCUUCCCCAAGGAGGGCGACCAGACCCCCAACAACAUCCCUGCCGACGUCGUCUUUGUGCUGAAGGACAAACCCCACGGUGUCUUCCGCCGCGAGGGCUCGGACAUUGUCUACCCGGCCAAGAUCAGCCUCCGCGAGGCGCUGUGUGGCUGUACAGUGAACACUCCGACGCUGGACGGCAGAACCAUCCCCAUGGUGUUCCAGGACGUGCUGAAGCCCGGCGUGAAGCGGCGGAUCCCGGGCGAGGGUCUGCCCUACCCCCGCAGCCCUGAGCAGCGCGGGGACCUCAUCAUCGAGUUUGAGGUCAAGUUCCCGGACCGCAUCCCGCAGGCCUCCCGCACCCUGCUGGAACAGAUCCUGCCGGUCUAGCCCCGAGCCCUGCCCUGCACCCCCCGUCCCCGCCACCCCUCACCCGGUUGUGGUGGGGAAUGGGGAAGGGGGGGAGGGGGCUUGGGGUAGGGUUUGAACCUCUUAGGGGACCACGCUUGGGAGGGGGCUUAGAGGGGUUGAGGCAGGUUCUGGCUGAGGAGGGCUCCGCGAAAGGCUGCAGGCUGGGAGGGGCUUGUGGUGUCCUCGGCCUCAUCGUGGAGGGGUUGGGGGGGUGAGUGUGGGGUCCUCAGUGCUCAUCUUGGAGAUCCUGAGGUGUCUUUGGUGUCCCCAGGUGGAAGAUCUUGGGGUGUGCUUGGUGCAUGUCCCAAUCUGUCUUGGGGGUCUGGGGGUGGUGAGGUGCCCUUGGUGUCCCAAUCUGAGAGCCUGGGUUGUCUCUGGCAUCUCCCACCCCAUGCUGGGGGGGUCUCUGGGAGCACUGAGGUGUCCCCCUCUUUGAGAUCUUGGGGUGUCUUUGGUGUCACUCACCCCACCUUGAGGAUCCUGACAUGUCCUUGCCCCCCCCCACGAAGCUCUGGAGGUCUCAGGGUGUCUUUGUGCCACUCCAUCCCCAUCUUGAGGGGUCUUGGAGUGUCCCACUCUCCAUCUUCUGCUGUCCUUGUUCCCUCAUUUCUGUGCUGUGGUGGCCCUGGGGUCUCUUUGUCCCUCCCUUCCCCCCAUCGUGGGGGGGCUCCUGCUGUCCUUUCCCUCCCCCUCCUUGUCCCCCCUAUCUCUGGCCUCAGGGGGGAUCUUGGGGUCCCUUGCACCCCCGUCUUGGGGGAGCUCCUGGUGUCCUUGCCCCCCUCACCCACCUCAUGAGGGUUAUGGAGUGUCUUUGGUGUUGUCCUCUCAUCUUGGGGGUCUUUGAAGGGGGGUGGGGGCCUUGCCUGGUGUGUGCCACUCCCCUAUCCCAUAAUUCGAGUGUCUCCAGGUGCCCUCAGCCCCAUGUCUGUGUGCACCCCCCCAUUUUGAGGGUCUCCAUUUCCCCCACCCCCCACUUUGUGGGGUCUCCAGCUUUCCCCACCCCCCAUUUUUGGGGGUCUCCAGCUUUCCCCACACCCUAAUUUGGGGUUCUUCCCAGCACUGGGAGUUGUGUGUGGGGGUCGUGGGGUUGUUCUCACCACCUUCCAUCUCAUUCCAUUAUUGGGGGUAGAGGGGGUUAAGAGAGAUUCCCACCCCCACCAAAGGAGGGGAUGUUCUGGAGUGAGGGGGCCGCGGGCGGCUCAGGGCGGGGCAGGGCAGGGCCCUCCCACCCCUUUUUUUUGGGGGUGAAACUGCCCAGACUUGGGAGCUGCUGAUAAAGAACUGAAACCUCCA